ACAUCACAACCCACGUUGACUGCAGCUGAGCUACCGAGGAGUUUUUAAUUUGCCUUGUCGGUCUAAUCCUAACCAUUUCUAAUAGUACUUUUUAUUCAUUAUUAUUAGUAUUAUUAUUUUCUGAGUGAACAUCCGUUUGCGCCCUUGCUAAUGCUAACUUAACUAGCUUCCGUGAAUAUUAGCAUAACACCGACGCUAGCUGGCGUGGCUUUAAAAACAACAAAUAGUUCAUUUGGCAUUAUUUGUUUGGAUAACGCGGAGGAAUUUACGUGUGUUUUGGUGGGGGGGAGGGGGGGGAGAAAAUGUCCAGCGGUCGCAGCGGAGACGUCGUCGAGCAGGUGAGCCGGCUGUGGUCCAUGCUGGAUGAUCUCUGCCUGACUGACCCGGAGGCCUACCGGAGCUUCGUGGAGAAGCAGGUGACGUCAGGGCUGGACUACAACACGCCGCCUCGCGUGGAGUCAUGUAUACGCACGGACGUGGUGGAACCAAGAGGCCUGCUGUACAUCAACAUAUGCAGCUGGAAGCGUGUGCCGGCACCCCAGGAUCCGAGCGAGCCAUUACCUGUGUAUGCUGGAAGCCUGGAAGCGGACACAAAUAUAGCGAUCGACGGCGCGACGGAGAACUUCACCACGAUCAUCGGUGCGGUCGGCAGCCCGGAGACAGAGGAAGUCAACCCAACCACCGGUGGUCCCACGGUGCUGGACAUAGCGUUCAACCCCGAAGUGCUGCAGAAAUGCAAGAAAGACAAGGAGGAGAUGGACCAGGUGUACCUGCUGGCUCUGAGAUUUGUCCAGAAGCAGCAUGGGCUCAAACUAUCACAGCGGUACAUCAUAGUUAGCUUUUCCCCCAGAAAUGGCCCGGAGGACCUGCACCGACGCCUCGGCUUCCAGCAGCAGCGGGUGAACACGGACAAACAGUCAGACACAGCUACUCAGAGCCCAGAGUCUUUGUUGCAGCAGAUCUCUUCUCUGCGCGCACACAAAGAAGACACGGAGCUCCCGGCUGAUAUCGUCCGUGGGCCGGCGGUGCGCAAAAAGGGUCUGAUCGAGGUAAUCUCCUCCACCACGUUCCAGCGGCCCGAGAAGCCGGAGUGCCGACUGGAGGUGAAGGCGCACACGGAGGGAUUUCCCUGCAAGCUGGAGCUGACGGUGGAGCUGCCCAAGAUUAACUCCAUGUCAGAGUGGCAGCUGAAGAUGUCCAAGGAUGACGUCUUGUUGGAGGUGGAGGAUGUCUACUAUUUGCUGCUGGACUUUCCAAAAGCCGUCAAUGAAAACAGUGCGGUGGCCAUCUUCAACAAGAAGAGUCGAAGGCUGACUGUGACGGCGGAUAUUUUGUGACGCGUCUCGUUUGCUGCCAACUAUUCUACUCCUCGGUAAGGAAAGUAGCUAAAUAACGUCAUUGCCUCAUUUAAUUCAUGUAGCGUAUUUUUCAGACUAUAAGGCGCACUUAGAAUCCUUGCAUUUUUUCAAAACUCGACAGUGCGCCUUAUAACCCGGUGCACCUAAUGUACGGAAUAUUUUUGGUUGUGCUGACCGACCUCGAAGCUAUUUCAUUUGGUACAUGGUGGAAUGAUAAGUGUGACCAGUAGAUGGCAGUCACACAUAAGAGAUACGUGUAGACUGCAAAUAUGACUCAAGUAAACAACACCAACAUUUUAUAUGUUCCAUUGAAAAUAUAGAACAUUACACACGGCGCUCAAAAAUCUAUCAAAAUGUUUUAGUAGGACUUUGGUAAGCUAUGAAGCCACACCGCUUGAUGGAUUGUACUGUGCUUCAACAUAGGAGUAUUAUUAUGGUGUGUGAAUAAGGUAAGACAUUAUUUGGCAUUUUGUAUCACCAUAUGCAAAAGCAACUUUUCUUACCUUCUGGUACAUGCUGAUCUGUAUUUGGGAUCUGCAUAAGUCCUGAAAACUUGCGCGUGUCCGCCUUUGUAGUCCGUGACGAUACUGUAGUCGAUAAGCUUCUUCUUUUCCUCUAUCUUCUUGUUAUGGGACAUUCAUCCUCCGCUGUUGCCAUUUCUAAUAUAAAGUAGUGUAAAGUUCUUACUUAUAUCUGUCAGUAAACUCGCCAUGAAAGCGCUAAAUCAUACCGGUGUUGUGAGUUUACAUUACUCACCCAAGGAACUUUAGUUAUUGGAGGGUUCCCGUCAGACGGUUUUUCACAGGUUGUUGCACUAGUGAGCCACGGAUGAUGAGGAGAUGCUGCUCCGUUAUUGAUUGAAGUAAAGUCUGAAUGUCAUUAAAACAGUUAACGCCAUCUUUUGACACUUCUUCCACUCCCGUCCUUGCACGCU
Entelurus aequoreus (snake pipefish) is the source of this 2292-nucleotide messenger RNA. RefSeq names its product PIH1 domain containing 2 (gene pih1d2). The record is from RefSeq and is a predicted model, not a curated record. The transcript has 6 exons. Gene Ontology annotation, biological process: rRNA processing; box C/D snoRNP assembly. Gene Ontology annotation, cellular component: ribonucleoprotein complex; R2TP complex; cytoplasm. Bases 303 to 1337 code for a protein of 344 amino acids. NCBI's taxonomy places the organism in Eukaryota, Metazoa, Chordata, Actinopteri, Syngnathiformes, Syngnathidae.